CUGUGCUAGUUUAAUUCCUAAGAUUUUUUCAUUUUGCAGUUCGUCAUUCAUCCUUUCACACAGAACAUCCUCAGUGAUAGUUAUUACGCGGAGAUGCAGGGAAAGAGCGCCACCAUGUCCUACAUGUUCAUGUUACUUGCAAUAUUCUGCUAUCCUCUGCUUUCUCUUUGCUAUCUCAUCUACCCGGCUAAACCGUUACAUAGAUUCUUAAAGAUACCGAACAUCAAGCUGUACAUGAACGUGGGCUCCGAUAUAACACUGAUGUCAUGUGUGAUAGCUCUGGUGGUUUAUGACUACUCAACACAUCCCAUCAUUACAUUGAUUCUAGAGAUCACUAUCUUCAUCUUCUGCAUAGGAAUAUCUGGCAAACACAUUAAAUUCAUCUACAACCAAGGUCCAGAGAAAUUCUGCUCUUACCCUCUCUCAAUUCUUGAUAGUUUGAUGGUGAAGAUCUGCUACAUAACGCUCUUUGUGGUCUGGAUAGGCAGACUAAUCGUAAGUAGAUAAUGUACAAUUAUAAGAGAGGAAUACACUUGAAUUCGAAUCGCCCCAAAUGCAUAUUUUGAUUGAAAAGCAAAGAUAUCGCAGCUUUAAUUCUCCCAUAGCUUCAAGCAAAACGCAAAGACGAGCUCACAACAAUACCAUUUUUAUUGCAUUUUUUACAGAAUUCGUAAGAGAAUCGGUAGUUUUAC
This is a messenger RNA of Strongylocentrotus purpuratus (purple sea urchin), 692 nucleotides long. RefSeq lists its product as uncharacterized. Gene Ontology annotation, molecular function: store-operated calcium channel activity; inositol 1,4,5 trisphosphate binding. The transcript is spliced from 3 exons. Lineage: Eukaryota; Metazoa; Echinodermata; Echinoidea; Camarodonta; Strongylocentrotidae. Gene Ontology annotation, biological process: calcium ion transmembrane transport; regulation of cytosolic calcium ion concentration; manganese ion transport. The coding region runs from base 94 to 507 and encodes 137 amino acids. The record is from RefSeq and is a predicted model, not a curated record. Gene Ontology annotation, cellular component: cation channel complex; membrane.